AAUGAGCAAACGAGACUGCACCUUUUUAGAUUAAUUCCGGAGGAUCAAAAUAUGAAGACCAUGAGUCCACUUCACAUUGUCACUCCUUUAAGAGAGAGUGUGCCCCUGUCAAAUGUAGCAGGUACUUCAGUGCAUCUGAAGCUGGACUCCUGCCAGCCUACAGGUAGCUUCAAAAUUCGAGGCAUUGGUCAUUUGUGUAAAACGUGGGCAGACACUGGCUGCACUCGAUUUGUUUGCUGCUCGGGAGGCAAUGCUGGCAUGGCAACUGCGUACUCUGCACGGAAGUUGGGAGUACCUGCCACUAUAGUGGUGCCCAGUGUCACUCUCUCUGGCACUGUGCAGAAACUUAAUGAUGAAGGAGCAGAUGUGAUCAUUCAUGGCAAGUCACUGAAUGAGAGCAUUGAAUAUGGUAAGCAGCUAGUGUCUGACAACUCUGGCUGGGUAUUCAUCUCCCCCUUUGACGAUCCCCUUAUUUGGGAAGGUCACACAUCUCUGGUAAAAGAGCUAGAGUCCCAGCUGGAUGAAAAGCCAGGAGUUGUGGUGUUGUCUGUGGGUGGAGGUGGCCUCUUGAAUGGAGUUAUUGAAGGACUCCACCGUGCUGAAUGGGAAGAUGUCCCGAUCAUAGCUAUGGAAACAGUGGGUGCCCACAGCCUCAAUGAAGCCAUGAAAGUGGGAGAGCUGGUAACACUGCCAGACAUCACCAGUGUUGCUACCACAUUGGGCCUUAAGCAGGUGUCAUCUCAAACUAUGAAGCUUGUGGGUGAACACACUGUCUACUCAGAGCUGGUCACUGACCAGGAAGCUGUAUGGGCUCUUGAGCGUUUCAUUGAUGAUGAAAAGAUUCUAGUCGAACCAGCUUGUGGUGCUGCUCUUGGAGCAAUUUACUGCAACAUCAUCAGCCGUCUACAGAAGGAGCGCAAGCUGGCUCAGAAGUUAGGUCCUGUGGUCGUUGUGGUGUGUGGUGGAAACAAUAUCAGCAUAGAGGAACUGAAAAGGCUGAAGAAGCAGCUGGGAAUGACCUGCUAGACAAGCAUACAUCAGAUUUCCAAAAGACGAACAAUGUUGGAAGUUUGAACAUCACAUUUAUGUAUAUGUUGAACAAUUUACUUUAAAUAAAAAUGUUCAGUGUUCCAGUCAGUAUCAUGAAUUAGUACAGGACUGAUUGCUGGUCUUUUGAAUUUAUUAAUGUACCAAAUGUAUUUUGCAUGUUUAUAAAAUGUGGCAGCAUUUGUGCAUUAUGAAAUAUUAUUCUGCAUUCACUGUAAUUGUAAUUGGCCACAUAUAAAAUCAAGUAAACACUCAUGUUCAGAAAGUUUAUAUAUGACAGGCCAGUGAGAGUGAAUUCUAUGUAUAUUUCUACCUUGCACAGCUAGGUCCUAUGUAAUUCUCUGAAACAAUUACAUUUUCACAGAAAAUAAGAUACAGGAUAAAGAAGAACUAGGGGCCUUAUGACACUAGGACCCCCCUUGCCAACAUGUAAUUAUCUUUCUUGUAACCAUUAUUAACCAUUAAAUAUUUAGUUAAUAAUUGUGUGGAAGAACUAAUGUCCU
Molecule: messenger RNA, 1550 nt
Organism: Colossoma macropomum (tambaqui)
Lineage: Eukaryota; Metazoa; Chordata; Actinopteri; Characiformes; Serrasalmidae
Product: L-serine dehydratase/L-threonine deaminase-like
Exons: 8
Coding region: 52-1026 (324 amino acids)
Biological process (GO): L-serine catabolic process; L-threonine catabolic process
Molecular function (GO): threonine deaminase activity; pyridoxal phosphate binding; L-serine ammonia-lyase activity
Source: RefSeq, a predicted model, not a curated record